Onthophagus taurus is the source of this 1146-nucleotide messenger RNA. It is a transcript of the gene Mettl5, whose product is annotated as Methyltransferase like 5. The record is from RefSeq and is a predicted model, not a curated record. Gene Ontology annotation, molecular function: nucleic acid binding; rRNA (adenine-N6-)-methyltransferase activity. NCBI's taxonomy places the organism in Eukaryota, Metazoa, Arthropoda, Insecta, Coleoptera, Scarabaeidae. Gene Ontology annotation, biological process: rRNA methylation.
AACCAUCUUUGUUGUAUGCAACGCGAUAAACUUAUAAACUAUCAAGUGCAAUAACGUCAAACGAUAAACGUCAAAAAUUGCACGUUAUGAUCGUUUAUUUACAAAAAAAACUCAAAAUUAUUACUUAAAUUAAUGGCUUUUCCCCAACCGAAUGCCCAAAGAGACUUAGCAAGUAGAAAAGUACUCGAAGAACUUCAAUUAAAGAAACAAAUCCUGUUAAAACAAGGUGUAGCUUCAACCUUAACCUCACAGUUACCACUUUUAGGGUCUCCGAAUGUUGGUCCAGCAACUCCACAAACCGAUCAACAACACUCGAUGAAUUCUGCACAGCGAGGUGCUUUACAAACGGCAAACGCGCAAUCGACUGGUUAUUUUAUUUCGCAGGAUUCAUCGUUUGGUAAUUUAAUACUUCCUGUGUUGCCACGAUUUGAAAAUAAUUCAAAAUAAUUACCGUGAUGUAUCCGUGUUUAAAAUUAAAGUAUUUAGAAGGGAUUUUGGGUCAAAUUGAUGGUUUUGAAAGACCCAAAGUUGGUUUGGAGCAAUAUGUGACUCCUUCGCAUUUAGCUUCUCACAUGUUAUAUAUGAUUCAGAGUCAGUAUGAUGAAAUAACUGAUAAAAUCAUUGGUGAUUUUGGUUCUGGAUGUGGAGCUUUAACAAUUGGAGCAUCUACUUUAAAAGCUUCUUACGUAAUUGGAUUUGAGGUUGAUCAAGAAGCGAUAGAUAUUGCUUUGUGUAAUUUAGAUGAUUUAGAUGUAAAUACCAUUGAUUUUAUCAAUUGUGAUGUAAGAAAUAUUUCAAAACGAUUUUCAAAGUUUUUUGAUACAAUUAUAAUGAAUCCCCCAUUUGGUACUAAAAAUAAUCAAGGAAUGGAUGUAUUGUUUUUAGAAAAAGCUUUUGAAAUGGCUAAAAGUAGCGUUUAUUCACUUCAUAAAACAUCAACAAGAGAAUUUAUUUUAAAAACGGCGAAAUUAAAUGGUGUCAAAGCGGAAGUGUUGGCUGAAUUAAAGUAUGAUCUUCCAGCGACGUUGAAGUUUCAUCGGAAAAAGACGGUCGAUGUUGAGGUGGAUUUUAUACGCUUUACAAUGGUUUAAAUGUUUAAUGAUUAAUUAAUUGAAGUAUUAGUUUUAAUAAAUUUUUAUUAAUUUA